This is a messenger RNA of Cuscuta europaea, 1125 nucleotides long. The record is from the annotation of a GenBank genome assembly. Lineage: Eukaryota; Viridiplantae; Streptophyta; Magnoliopsida; Solanales; Convolvulaceae.
ACAGUUCCACGAAAAGCAGUUAGUCAUAUUAAAAAAUAAAAAUAACAAGGAAAAAAAGCAAGAAAAAAAAACACUUUUCCACUCCAGUCUCCUCACCAGUAUGAAACCCACCUUCACAUUAACCUCUAACCGCCCCCACCAUCUUCUUCUUCCUCCCGCUUUUCUCUUUUCACCCAAAAAAAGUCCCCAAAACCUUUCAAAUUUCCUGUGAUUGUGAAAUUAUUAUUAUGAAAGGGAAAAAAGACAGAGCUUCUUCGUCUCAUCAAUCUCUGAUCACUCAUGUCUUUCCAGUUUCUUGGCUUUCAAAGUUCAAUCAAAAGAAGCCAGAUUUUCCUUCCCCGGCUCCAUUGAAGGCAAAAGGAAGGUUUUAUACCAGAAAGGAUAUUGAUGAUGAUGAUCCUUUCUGGAGUCUCUCUUUUACUAAAGAAAAAUCCCAGAAAGAUCCAACGCUUCCCAAACUGAAAAUAAGAGCUCCUUCAGAGGAGGUUGAAGAGAGCAAUAAAUCUGUGCAUCUUAUUCCUACAGAGUAUAACCAGAGAAGGAGGAGAAGGCUAAAGAGGAGAAAUGAGAGUUUCAGAGUGGGAGCUGCUUAUUCUCCAAGGAGUGAGUGCAAGAUCAAAGCUUUGGAACACAUGAAGAGGGGAAAGAUGAAGAUCAGAAAAAAGAGUGUGGGACAAAAAGGGAAGUGUGAAAGAACAGCCUUUGACAGAUUUGCUGUGGUCAAGAGUUCAUUUGACCCAGAGCAAGACUUCAAAGAUUCAAUGAUGGAGAUGAUCACUCAGAUUGGGAUCAAGAGGCCAGAAGAGCUUGAAGAGCUGUUGGCAUGUUACUUGACAUUAAAUUGUGACCAUUACCAUGCCAUCAUCAUCAAGGCCUUCAGGCAAGUAUGGUUUGACCUAAAUCAAGACAAUGUAUGCUGGUAAUGAAACACACCACAAAUUCUAUCUUGAUGUUUUUUGAAUAACUCUGUUUAUACAUAAAAGUCCAUAUUAUACUCGGUAUAUUGUAAUACCAAUGACUGAAGAUUGUAUUAUAUGGAGUACUAUUAUAUGAACUAAAUUUAGGCAUUAUGUUUCAACUCUUCAAUAAGGUAAUUUAAGUAACACGAGUAUAAAAAUGUUGACA